This is a messenger RNA of Panicum virgatum (switchgrass), 459 nucleotides long. RefSeq lists its product as uncharacterized. The transcript has 2 exons. The record is from RefSeq and is a predicted model, not a curated record. NCBI's taxonomy places the organism in Eukaryota, Viridiplantae, Streptophyta, Magnoliopsida, Poales, Poaceae. The coding region runs from base 1 to 459 and encodes 152 amino acids.
AUGGCUGCAGAGAGGGUCGGGCUCGCUGUAGUCGGGGAGAGUGGCCCUGAUCCACGAAUUGGAAUGACCAGCAAACAGUUGCUUAGGAGUGACUCGUCAGUGCUCCAAGCGGUACUCAUCGACGGGGGCAGCGCCCUCAACAUCAUCUUCGCCAAGACACUGGAGGACAAGGGAUUCGAUAUGACCAAGUUGGUUCCUUCCGACCAGGCCUUCUACGGCAUCAUCUCGGGCGCUGGCUCAACCCCGGUCGGCAAGGUCACCCUCCCGGUCACCUUUGGCACCCGGGACAACUACCGCACAGAGUCCAUCAUCUUCGAGGUGGCCCCGUUCGAGACUUCCUACCACGCCAUACUUGGGAGACCAGCUCUCGCCAGCUUCAUGGCAAUCCCCAACCAUAUGUAUCUUCUCCUGAAGAUGCCGGCUCCAAAUGGAGUCCUCUCCAUUCGCAGCGACAUCUAG